Molecule: messenger RNA, 1389 nt
Organism: Aspergillus sclerotioniger CBS 115572
Lineage: Eukaryota; Fungi; Ascomycota; Eurotiomycetes; Eurotiales; Aspergillaceae
Product: lipase ROG1 family protein
Exons: 3
Coding region: 34-1389 (451 amino acids)
Molecular function (GO): monoacylglycerol lipase activity
Source: RefSeq, a predicted model, not a curated record
AUUUUUGAGAAAAUACACCAGUCAGAGCCACCCAUGGAGCUCGAUAGCGGCCGAACGCCGGCGGAGACGUCACGGAAUGCCGACCACCUCUGUGUCUUGGUCCAUGGACUCUGGGGCAACCCUUCCCAUCUGGACUAUAUCACCUCGUCGCUAAGAGACCGAUACAGCGAGGAUCGGCUCCAUAUCCUAGCCGCCAAGCGGAACUCCGGAAACUUCACCUACGAUGGCAUCGAGGUCGGUGGAGAGCGUGUGGCACAUGAGGUUGAAGAAGCACUGGAGGAGCUGGCAGAAGCAGGGCAUCACAUCACCAAGUUAAGCAUGGUCGGAUACUCUCUUGGGGGUCUUGUGGCUCGAUAUGCGCUCGGGCUGUUGUAUGCCCGGGGAUGGCUCGAUAAGCUUGAGCCCGUCAACUUCACCACAUUCGUUUCACCACAUGUCGGCGUACGACAUCCUCUAAAGGGCACUUGGGGCUUCCUCUGGAACAACGUGGGGCCUCACACCAUCUCCAUCUCAGGCAAACAACUGUUCAUGAUCGAUUCGUUUCGAGACUCGGGCAAGCCGCUGCUCAGCGUGCUAGCCGACCAGGACAGCAUCUUCAUCAAGGCUUUGAGAAAAUUCAAGCAUCGCACCGUGUAUGCGAAUGUUGUCAACGACCGGUCAACUAUUUACUACACUACGGCUAUCUCACCGAUCAACCCGUUCCACGAUCCGGAGGAUGUUGAUAUCAACUACGUGAAAGGCUAUGAACCGGUCGUGAUUGAUCCUGACAUGCAUAUCUUACCAUCAGAGAAGAAACACACAGAGCCACUGCCACUCCUUUUCCAAGCACGGCGACAGCUUACCAGUGUCUUGACCGAUAUCCCCUUCCAACUCCUCUUUACCACCAUCUUAUUCAUCGGGUUCCCUAUCUUUCUCGUCAACUCCGCCAUCCAGACCUUCCGCAGCCAGCGAAGAAUCCGUCUCCACGAAGAGGGACCUUCAGGAACCAUAUUUGGACGCUACCGCGUCCCUGUCAUGGUCCAAGGGGUCCAGCACGCCAUCGAAGAGGCUUUCGAACACGCAGCUACCAGACAAGACCCAGACUACCUCUCCAUGAACACGGACGAAAUCAAGGAGAAACCAAAACAAGUUACAUCCACAAGAAAAGGCAGAAGAACCGUCGAGGGCAAAAGCAUCUCCGAGACCCAAGAAUUUCCAACUCUCGCAUUGACACCGGCUCAAUUCUCCAUCAUUGAAUCCCUCAACUCCGUUGGCUUCCGAAGACACCCGGUCUACAUCCACAACCACCGACACAGCCACGCCGCGAUUAUUGUCCGGAUACCCAAACCGGGCUUCGAAGAGGGAAAGGUGGUCAUCAAACACUGGCUUGAACAAGUUUUCGAAAUUUGA